Messenger RNA from Lasiosphaeria miniovina, 2247 nucleotides. Its product is annotated as Las1-like-domain-containing protein. The transcript has 14 exons. The record is from RefSeq and is a predicted model, not a curated record. Gene Ontology annotation, cellular component: Las1 complex; preribosome, large subunit precursor. Lineage: Eukaryota; Fungi; Ascomycota; Sordariomycetes; Sordariales; Lasiosphaeriaceae. Gene Ontology annotation, molecular function: endonuclease activity. Bases 1 to 2247 code for a protein of 748 amino acids. Gene Ontology annotation, biological process: maturation of LSU-rRNA; maturation of 5.8S rRNA.
AUGGUGCAAUACAUAUUCACGCCGUGGCGCGAGCGGGGGGAGCUGCUGGCGGUCCGGCGACAGUUUUACCCCAACCGCAACAACGACGACGACGAUAGCCAACAACGACAAACAAUACCGCCACAGAAUGGCGACGCCCAUACCGAACAGCAGCAAAACCAGCAGCGCGCCGUGGCCCGCGUGUCGGUGUGGAUGCACCGCGGCAACUGCCCGCACAUGGUCGAGUCGACGGCGCUCCUGACGGCCGCCAUCCUCGGCGACCAGCAGCUUGUGGCAUCGCCGGCGGCAGCGGCGGACGACUGGCUGGCUGGCGGGGGGCCCGUCUACGCGGUGCGGGCGGCGUACUCGGCCGCGUUCAGUCGCUUCGUCACGGGCCUCCUGGACAGCCACCAAGAUAAGCAGCGCAAAAUGUCCAUGUACGGGGUGGCCAAGAGCGUGGGGCUGCCGGCGACGUUUGUCGAGCUGCGCCACCAGGCGACGCACGAGCAGCUGCCGUCACUGACGCGCCUGCGCGCCGCCGCGAGACAGGCCCUCGACUGGAUCUGGGACUACUACUGGAAACACCUGCUGCUGCUGCUGCCCGAGCCUGCCGCCGCCGCUGCUGUGUCGUUGUCAGAUGAUAAUAGCAGCAGGAGUAGUAGCAGCCGACCGGUCACUUCUUCUGACAGCAAAUGCCGCGGCUUGCUCAUGCGGUAUCUCGAGACGGCGCCGGAGCAGGACUCUACGAGGGCGGCCCUGCUGGCGGACAUCCAGAGGCUCAACGAAGCCGAGGUGCUGACCACGCUGGACUCGAUCACGGAUAGCACGACCGACAGUAGGAUGGACUCUGGGCCGAUGCAAGAAGAGCACAUGGAGCGAUCAGCUUCGUCGCCGCAUCCCAAGGGGCCGCCGCUGCCGAGCUGGUCACUGUACGAGGAAGAUGACUGGGUGCCCAAGCCCAUCGGGGUGUGUCGGUGGGUGGGCUCUAGCGACAACUACGCCUACCUGGUCGUCGAUGACAAGUCCAAGGAUGCUGUUAUUAUUGAUCCGGCACACCCGUCCGAAGUUGCCCCCGUUCUCAAAAAGGCCAUACAGGACGGCACAAUCAACCUGACGGCCAUUCUCGCCGAGCUGGCAGGUAAACCCCUCGAGAUCAUCGGCGGCAAGGACUGCCAGCAGGUGACCAAGACGCCCAAGCACGGCGACACGUUCAACAUCGGCAGCAUCGCCGUCACGGCACUGCACACGCCCUGCCACACCCAGGACAGCAUCUGCUGGUUCAUGCAGGACAGCGACGACAAGGUCGUCUUUACCGGGGACACGCUGUUCCACGGCGGCUGUGGCAAGUUCUUUGAGGGCAACGGCGAGGAGAUGCACAAGGCGCUCAACGUGACGCUCGCUUCUCUGCCCGACGACACUCGAGUCUUUCCCGGCCACGAGUACACCAAGUCCAACGUAAAGUUUGCCCUGUCGGUUCUCCAGAGCGAGGCCGUCAAGGCGCUGAGCGCCUUUGCCGACGGAAACGAGGAGACGCAGGGGAAGUUUACCAUUGGCGAUGAGAAGGAACACAAUGUCUUCAUGAGACCGCAGGACCCGAAAAUCCAAAAGGUGACGGGCGAGACGGAGCCGGUGGCCAUCAUGACCAAGCUCAGGGAGCUGAAAAACAAUUUCAACAGACCUGCCAAACGACGCCAACCCGCAACGGCUGCCGACGCCGGCGCGUCAUCGGCAGCCCCCAAACCACGCGUGUCCAAGCUUGCCAAAGAGAACAACAUCACCGCCGCAGAGGAGGUUGAGAUCAAGGAGGCCUUUGGCCUCUUCGCCGAGCCCAUGGACGGAGAGAAGGAGGGCGUCAUUCCCAUUGGCGACGUGCGCCGCGCUAUGAUCGCCCUCGGCAUCCCGCCCAGCGACAGGGCCGAGCUGUCCCAGUUCACAGCGGUGCUGGACCCCGACGACGAGGGCUUCGCGACGUACGCGUCGUUCGUGGCCGUGUGCGCUCUCAAGCUGCAUGCGCGCGAGCACACGAGCGAGGAGCACGCGCGCGAGGUCGACGAGGCCUUCGCCCUGUUCGCCGGCGGCGCCGCCGACGCCCCCGCUAUCACCAUGGCCCACCUCAAGCGCGUGGCUGUCGUGCUGCGUGAGGACGACAUCAGCGAAGACCUGCUGCGCGACAUGAUCCUCGAGGCCAACGGCGGCGCCGGCAUCGGCCGCGGCGUCAAGAAGGACGAGUUCGACAACGUCAUGCGCCGCGCCGGCGUCUGGAGGUGA